UCCUUCUCGCCAGGUCCCUGCCCCGCACCGUCUCCGUAUAAAAGCGCCGCCGCCUCUCCGCCCGCCCUCAUUCCCUCCCUGCCGCCUGCCGAGCCGGCGCUGAGCGGCCCUUCUCCCCUCAGCGCCCCGGAGCCGCGGGGCGGAGCGGGGCGGCGGCGAUGGCCACCGUCGUGGUGGAAGUGGACUCGGAGCCCUCCUGCAGCAUCCCCAACGCCACCUCGCCCAGCCUCUCUCACCGUUUCCUGGACAGCAAGUUCUACCUGCUGGUGGUCAUCGGCGAGCUGGUGACGGAGGAGCACCUGCGGCGGGCCAUCGCCAACAUCGAGCGAGGAAUCCGAUCAUGGGACACAAACUUGAUUGAAUGCAACUUGGAUCAAGAAUUGAAACUCUUUGUCUCUCGCCAUUCAGCUCGAUUCUCUCCUGAAGUUAGAGGUCAGAAGAUUCUUCACCACAGAAGUGACGUCUUGGAAACUGUAGUCCUGAUCAAUCCCUCAGAUGAAGCAGUUAGUACUGAGGUGCGCUUAAUGAUCACAGAUGCUGCAAGACACAAGCUCCUUGUACUAACUGGACAGUGCUUUGAAAACACAGGAGAACUGAUUCUUCAGUCAGGCUCCUUCUCCUUCCAGAACUUCAUUGAGAUCUUCACAGAUCAAGAGAUUGGUGAAUUAUUAAGCACCACCCAUCCUGCCAACAAAGCCAGCCUAACUCUUUUCUGCCCUGAGGAAGGGGACUGGAAAAAUUCCAACCUUGACAGACACAACCUUCAAGACUUUAUUAACAUUAAACUCAACUCAGCUUCCAUAUUGCCUGAAAUGGAAGGACUCUCUGAAUUCACAGAGUAUCUGUCAGAAUCAGUAGAAGUGCCAUCACCUUUUGACAUUUUGGAACCUCCAACUUCAGGAGGCUUCUUGAAACUCUCCAAACCCUGCUGUUAUAUUUUCCCGGGGGGAAGAGGGGACUCUGCAUUGUUUGCAGUAAAUGGAUUCAACAUGCUUAUCAAUGGAGGAUCUGAAAGAAAAUCUUGCUUUUGGAAACUUAUCCGGCACUUGGACAGGGUAGAUUCCAUUCUGCUUACUCACAUCGGAGAUGACAACCUGCCAGGAAUCAAUAGCAUGCUUCAGCGAAAGAUAGCCGAAUUAGAAGAGGAACAGUCCCAAGGGUCUACUACCAACAGUGACUGGAUGAAAAAUCUGAUCUCACCUGAUUUAGGAGUUGUAUUCCUUAAUGUACCUGAGAACCUGAAGAACCUGGAUCCUAGCUUUAGGGUAAAAAGGAGUGUAGAAGAAGCUUGUUUUACUCUCCAGUACUUAAAUAAAUUGUCUAUGAAACCAGAACCUCUUUUCAGAAAUAUGGGAAAUACCAUUGACCCCAUCAUUUUAUUUCAGAAAAUGGGAGUAGGCAAACUUGAGAUGUAUGUACUUAAUCCUGUCAAAAACAGCAAAGAGAUGCAAUAUUUUAUGCAGCAGUGGAGCGGUACUAACAAAGAUAAAGCCGAAUUCCUGCUACCAAAUGGUCAAGAACUAGACAUUCCAUUAUCCUACUUCACCUCUGUCUCAUCCCUGAUUGUGUGGCAUCCAGCUAAUCCUGCAGAAAAAAUAAUCCGAGUUCUGUUUCCUGGAAACAGCACUCAAUAUAGUAUACUAGAAGGACUAGAAAAACUCAAACACUUAGACUUCCUUAAACAACCAUUGGUUACGCAAAAAGACCUAACUGGGAACAUUGCUAGUCCAGCUGUGAAACAAGCCAAGUUGAAACAACGAACUGACAGCAAGGAGAGUCUCAAGCCUGCUGCAAAGACACCACCAAGCAAGCCUGUCAGAAAAGAAUCUAAAGAAGAAACACCAGAGCCUGUGAAGCCUAGUCCAGCACCAGAAAAGCCUCAGAAGUUGGAAAGCAAAGAAAAAGUUCCAGUUAAAAAAGAGAAACCCGCAAAACCGGAGACCAAACCUGUAGUGGCGGAAAAAGACAUAACAAGUAAAGAAGAGCAAUUAGUAAAAUCUGAAACUCCUGAAAAACAAACUACAGAUGUAAAACCAAAAAUGUCAAAGGAGAAGCCAGCGAAAAAGGAAGUCAAAGCAAAACCUGAAGAAAAGAAAGAGGAAAAAGAAAAACCAAAGAAAGAAGUUUCUAAAAAGGAGGAGAAAACACCCACCAAAAAAGAGGAAAAACCCAAAAAAGAAGAGACCAAGAAAGAAGUUAAAAAAGAGGUGAAAAAGGAAGAGAAGAAGGAAACUAAGAAGGAAGUAAAGAAAGAAGCUCCACCAAAGGAAGCUAAAAAAGAAGCUAAAAAAGAAGAGAAGAAGGAAAUUAAGAAGGAAGAAAAAGAAGCCAAAAAGGACACAAAAAAGGUUCCUAAAGAAACAAAGAAGACAGCUACUCCUUCAACUGAAGCCAAAAAGCCAGCAGCAAAGCCUAAAUCACAAAAGAAGGAGGAACCUGCUAAAAAAGAAGCUGUACCUGCUGGAAAGCCAAAAGAAAAAGGAAAAGUUAAGGCUGUGAAGAAGGAGAUCAAAGUCAGUGGGACACAAGCUGUUCUUGCAGCAGCUGGAGUCGCUGCCACAACUGCAGCAGCUGUGGCAGCUGCAGAAAUUACAGCCAGUGGAAACGAACUUGAAGCGGAGAGGUCCCUUAUGUCUUCACCAGAGGAUUUAACAAAGGAUUUUGAAGAAUUAAAAGCUGAAGAAGUAGAAACAAUAAAAGAAACAAAACCUCAAGCCUCUCUUAUAGAGGAUGAACUGAAACUCACUGGCACAGUACAAAAAGAGGCCUUCGAAGUACAAAAAGAAAAAUUAGAUAAUGAAGGACCUGCUGAGUCUUCUGAUGAAGGCAUAACUACCACAGAGGCUGAGGGUGAAUGUGAACAGACACCCGAAGAAUUGGAACCUGUGGGAAAGCACAGGGUUGAUGACAAUGAAAAGUUUGAAGAUGAGGGAACUGGCUUAGAAGAAUCAUCUGAAGCAGGUGAUUAUGAGGAAAAGGCAGAGACAGAAGAAGCCGAAGAACGAGGUGAAGAUGAAGAAGAAAAGACACCACUGGACACCACAAAACCAUAUAUGGAGGAACCAAGAAAAACUGAAGAGACCUCGGGAGAAAUAAUGGCUGAAGCAGAUGCUAACAUUAGAGAUGAAAAGUAUAUUGAAAAGGCGGAUUAUGAGGCAUCAGAUGAACGGGCUGAGGAAGACAGGGAAGAAGCAAUAGAAAAGGCAGAAACUGAAGAAACUGAAGAAGAUGAGGAAGACAAAGCAGAAGACAUCAGAGAUGAAGAAGAAACUGAAAAAAUAGAAGCUGAAGAAGAUUAUGUGAUGGCUGUGGUAGACAAAGCUGAAGAAGCUGGUGAAGUUGAAGAUAAAUAUGGCCUACUCAUAAUUACGCCAACAAAGCGCUCAGAGCCUCAGUCUCCAGCAGUUGAACCAGCUUCUUCUAUCCAUGAUGAGACAUUACCUGGUGGUUCAGAAAGUGAAGCCACUGUUUCUGAUGAAGAAAAUAGAGAAGAUCAACCUGAGGAAUUCACUGCUACUUCAGGUUACACACAGUCUACCAUUGAAAUAUCCAGUGAACCAACUCCAAUGGAUGAAAUGUCGACACCCCGGGAUGUCAUGAGUGAUGAAACUAACAAUGAGGAAAGUGAGUCACCCUCUCAAGAGUAUGUGAACAUUACCAAGUAUGAGACAUCCCUGUACUCUCAAGAGUUUGGCAGACCUAAACUUUCUCCAUUUCCAGAUGCUUUUAAUGGAUUAUCUGAAGGAUCCAAAACAGAGGCCACAGAAGGUAAGGACUAUAAUGCCUCAGCUUCCACCAUUUCACCGCCUUCUUCAUUAGAGGAAGACAAAUUCUGCAAAUCUGCGUUCCAAGAUGUAUACCGGCAAAAAGAAAGUGAAGUCCAAGGCACUGCCAAAUUAGACACCAAGGAACCCUAUCAAGAUGAUGGUGGAAAACACAGUCCAGCCAAGAGUCCAGCCGACAGUUUGUCCCCUCUGUCACCUGUUGCCAAAACACCACUGAGUGAACGUAGUGUGAACUUUUCACUCACUCCCAAUGAGAUCAAGGUCUCAUCAGAGCCUGUCCCCGUUGCUACAUUGCCUGAUGUACAUCAAGAAGUUGCUGAAGAGCGCUGUGCAAGCCCAGAAGAUAAAACAUUAGAAGUAGCAUCUCCCUCACAGUCUGCUGCUGGUAGUGCUGGCCACACACCUUAUUAUCAGUCUCCUACUGAUGAAAAGUCCAGUCAGCUUCCCUCUGAAACCAGUGAAAAGUCGACAGAAGCUCCUGUUAGCUUUGAAUUCAGUGAAGUCAAAGAUGAGUCUCCAAAACCCAGAAUAAGCCCUAUGGAUGAGCCUGUGCCAGAUUCAGAAUCUCCUAUUGAAAAGGUUCUCUCACCUCUACGGAGUCCACCACUGAUAGGUUCAGAGACCACUUAUGACACAUUUUUGAGUGCUGAUUUAAAGUCUCCCACUAGAGAUUACGGAAGUCCAUCUGAGGGGACAUCUGAAAAAGAAAAAUCACCUGUUCAGAUGAGCCCAGCUUCUGAAGCCAGCUCUGUAGGCCUUUUCCAAGAAAAACAAGAUGAAAAAAGCAUGGAGUUCAUGGUAACUAAGGAAGGCUUCAGCCUAGAAAGGAAAAUGGAGGAUACAGAACCCAGCAGCUCCCAGUCUUCACUCGUCUUGGAUGAGCGGAAAUUAGGAGGUGAUCUCUCACCUACUCAAAUAGAUAUCAGUCAGUUUGGUUCUUUAAAAGAAGAUACCAAAAUGUCAAUUUCUGAAGGCACUGUUUCUGACAAGUCUGCAACUCCUGUUGAUGAGGUUGUAGCAGAAGACACCUAUUCCCAUAUAGAGGGAGUAGCUUCUGUCUCUACAGCAUCUGUUGCUACUAGUUCAUUUCCAGAACCAACUACUGAUGAUGUAUCUCCUUCUUUGCAUGCUGAGGUUGGAUCUCCCCACUCUACUGAAGUUGAUGAUUCCCUUUCAGUGUCUGUUGUACAAACACCAACAACUUUUCAGGAAACAGAAAUGUCUCCAUCUAAGGAAGAGUGCCCAAGGCCCAUGUCAAUUUCUCCACCAGAUUUCUCACCUAAAACCGCAAAGGCAAGAACACCAGUGCAUGAUCACAGGUCUCCUGAGCAGUCAACUAUGUCAGUAGAAUUUAGUCAGGAGUCCCCGGAACAGUCUUUAGCAAUGGACUUUAGUAGGCAAUCUCCAGAAUAUCCUACUGUAGGCACCAGUAUACACCAUAUAUCUGAAAAUGGACCAACAGAAGUAGAUUAUAGUCCUUCAGAUGUACAGGAGCCUACUUUUGCACAGAGGAUUUCCCCUAUGGAGCAGUCUCAGGAGAAAGAUAUUUCAGAAAUUAUUUCAGUUUCUCAAAUUGAAGCUUCAUCCUCAACUUCAUCAGCUCAUACACCUUCCCAGGUAACUUCACCAAUGCCAGAGGAAACAUUUACAGGGGCUGUUCCACCCAGAGAUAUGUCACUACAUUCUUCUAUUACUUCAGAAAAGGUCCAGAGCCUAGGAGAAAAGCUGUCACCAAAGUCUGACUUAUCUCCACUAACUCCAAGGGAAUCUUCUCCUCUGUACUCUCCUAGUUUUCCAGAUUCACCUCCUGCAAUCACAGAAGCAGCAUCAGCUAGUCAAACACCUUCAUUGUCACUGCAUGUGUCCUCUGUCAAAGCAUUUGGUUAUCAGGAACCCCUAGCAAAGCACAGUCCAGAACCUUUACUCAGCCCAGAAAAAGAAGAUUCAGAUAAAAGCAGCAGGUCACCAGAAGAACUUAGUUACUCUUAUGAGGCCACAGAGAAAACUACUAGAUCACCAGAGGGUAUUAGCUACUCCUGUGAGACAGUUGGAAAAUCUACUAGAUCGCCUGAGGCCACAGAUUAUUCCUAUGACACAACUGGGAAAACUACGAGGUCACCUGAGGCCACAGAUUAUUCCUAUGAGAUGAUAGGGAAAACCACCAGGUCACCAGGGGCCACAGAUUAUUCCUAUGAGAUGAUAGGGAAAACCACCAGGUCACCAGGGGCCACAGAUUAUUCCUAUGACACAACUGGGAAAACCACCAGGUCACCUGGGGACACAGAUUAUUCCUAUGAGAUAACAGGGAAAACCACCAGGUCACCUGGGGACACAGAUUAUUCCUAUGAGACAACAGGGAAAACCACCAGGUCACCUGAGGCCCCAGAUUAUUCCUAUGAGAGAACUGGGAAAGCUACCAGACCACUGGAUACUAUGGAUUACUCCUAUGAGACAACAGGGAAAACUACUAAGUCACCAGAAGCCAUUAGCUACUGCUGUGAGACAACUGGGAGACCCACCAGGUCACCAGAGGCCAUGGCUUACUCCUAUGAGUCAGCUGGGAAAGCCUCCAGUUCACCUGAAGCCACAGAGUACUCAUUUGAGACAACUGGGAGAGCCACCAGGUCACCUGAAGCUACCAGCUAUUCCUAUGAAGCAAGUGCACAUUUCACUCCAGGAAAAUCAUUAGCAGAAUCCCGUCAAGAUGUUGACUUAUGCCUUGUGUCCUCCUGCGAAUAUAAACAUCCCAAAACUGAACUUUCACCCUCAUUUAUCAACCCAAACCCCCUUGAGUGGUUUGCAAGUGAAGAACAGUCUCAAGAUCAAGAGAAGCCAUUAACUCAAUCUGGGGGAGCUCAGCCACCUUCUGGGGGAAAGCAGCAAGGGCGGCAAUGUGAUGAAACUCCUCCCACGUCUGUGAGUGAGUCUGCCCCAUCUCAGACUGAUUCGGAUGUUCCCCCAGAGACAGAGGAGUGUCCUUCUAUCACUGCAGAUGCUAACAUUGACUCAGAAGAUGAGUCAGAAACCAUUCCAACGGACAAGACAGUUACAUACAAACACAUUGACCCGCCACCUGUUCCAAUGCAGGAUCGCAGCCCUUCCCCUAGGCACCCUGAUGUUUCCAUGGUUGAUCCAGAGGCUCUGCCUGUUGAUCAGAAUUUAGGUAAACCUUUGAAGAAGGACCUCAAAGAAAAGACAAAGACAAAAAAGCAGGGUACUAAGACCAAGUCAUCUUCUCCUGUUAAAAAAAGUGAUGGUAAAUCAAAACAAGUGGCUUCACCAAAGCCAGCUAUAAAAGAAUCUUUAGACAAAAUUUCCAAAACAGCUUCUCCAAAAAAGAAGGAAUCUGUAGAGAAGGCAACCAAAAAUAUCCCUAAUCCAGAAGUAAAGUCUCGAGUGGAAGAGAAAGAUAAGGACACCAAGAAUGCAGCAAAUACAACAUCCAAGUCAGCAAAGACUGCAACCACAGGACCUGGGAAUACUAAGGUGGCAAAAUGUACAGCAGUGCCUCCAGGACCUCCGGUCUAUUUGGAUCUGGUGUACAUUCCCAACCACAGCAAUAGCAAGAACGUCGAUGUUGAGUUUUUCAAGAGGGUGCGGUCAUCCUACUACGUGGUGAGCGGGAACGAUUCUGCAGCCGAGGAGCCAAGCAGGGCAGUUCUGGACUCCCUGCUGGAGGGCAAGGCGCAGUGGGAGAGUAACAUGCAGGUGACCUUAAUCCCAACCCAUGACUCAGAAGUGAUGAGGGAAUGGUACCAAGAGACCCAUGAGAAACAGCAGGACCUCAACAUCAUGGUUUUGGCAAGCAGCAGCACUGUUGUUAUGCAAGAUGAAUCUUUUCCUGCAUGCAAGAUUGAACUGUAAGAACGAGAGCAUACAACACAAGAUUAAACUUUGUUUCCAGAAAUUCUUCAGUUUGAAAACACCUUUUCUAAAAAUUCAACCCAUCUAUUUCAACUGCUGAACUAUAUACCUGCCAAUGCUAUACUGUGUCACAGUGAUGCAAGUCACUAAUAUUUUUCAGUCUUUGCUGAUUGCUAAGGGAAAUAACAGUAUUCCCACAGUAGGGUUCAAAUUACUGCGAAAAUACAGAUCCAGUUUCAUCUCCGCUGAACGUUUGGAAACCAUGCACUAGCAACCCCAACUGACUUCUGCCAGGUAGAGGCAUUUGUCCUCUAAAGAAACACAAAGAGAGAGAAAGAGAGAGAGGGGUAGGAGGAGAAAGUAAUCAAUAAUUAGAUCCGCAUUAGUAUCAUGGCAAUAGAUGUAUCGCUUACUGCAGUCUGCUUAUGCUCUCACAUGAAAAGAAAGUUUUAAAUUUGUAUCAGUCUGAGCUAUCGCAAGGGGGAUCCUUUUUUUACAGAAUUAAGUUAGCUCAAAAAUAAAAAGAAACAGAAUGUGGCUAGAAAGGGAUGUACAACCUAAAUGCUCAUCAGCAGUUUUCUACUUUAAUUUGAACUCUGCAUACUGACAUACCAAAACAAUCAUAGGCCAAAUAUGCACGUAGUCUGCACCCCAUCCAGAAGUCUAAAACAUUUCUUUCAACAUGCAGAAUUGUUGGUCUAAGGCAUGCUCCCAGUGAAAGUCCACUCACUCCAGCCAGAACUGACCAGUCCACAUGCUUGCACACCCAUGUCCACUGUCAAUUAACUGAAGCAAAAUACCAAAGCGGUCGGGAGUACAUACAGUUGACAAUUUGCCUUAGGAAGUGACUUGAAUGUAUAGAGAAACUUGAUGCACUUAUUUUUUAAUGUUGAGACAGCAAAUUUAUAAAACAUCUGUGUAGGUACAUAGUUACACCAGUAAAGAAGUGUGAGUGUGCAUGUGUGGUACUAGAAACCUUUCUGACUGGUCAAACAGCUUGGUGCUAUGAAUUACAUAUGUUAGUGAUGGGAACGCUUCAUUGAUGCACCUGGACAGCUCAACAAGGCGAGAUGAGCAUUUUUUUGAAAGCUUCUUUUGUACUGUGGAAGCACGAUUGAAAUGGUGUCCAGUAUCAGAGUUACAAAACUUAGUGAAACUUUCAGAAUGAUGAAAAAGGUUACCUGCGAGCCUGUACAGUAUUCAACCUUCCUUUGUCUUACCUUAUUCUAUUUGUUUAAUUUAAGAGUGAAUAUGGGAACAAAUGUACAGAAACCUUUUUUUUAGUGCUGUGUGAACCUUUAAUAGAUGAAUUUUUAACAAACAUUUUCAUUUACAGGAAAAUGCAAAGAAAAACUUUUCAGGUGAAGGCAAUUUUUUUAGUGGCUUUGUAAGAUAAGUGAAUAAUGUUGUUUAAGGUUCUAGUGAGAAUGGAUAUUGAGGUAAAAUUUAUCGAAAAGAGUAAACUGAUAAUUCUUUUUUGGGGCUAGACGUGUGGAAGUGUGCCCUGGGGAUAAAAUUAAUCUAUUGAUGAUGACAGAAAAUGGGAUUUGGAAAGCUGAUUGCCUAAUACUUACAAGGGUGUAACCUACAUUCUCAACCCUCACAAGAUCUCAAAAAAAGCCAGAGUAAGCAAUAAGCUAAAAUAAGUCACUUUUCCUCUUUCCUCUCCUCUCCUUUCCUUGCUUCUCCCCCUUCCUUUUCUUCUCUAGACUGCUUGCAGAGGAACAACAUCUCUGUUCUGUGAUUUAAGAGAGUUCGGAUUUUUUAGUCUCAGAAGUUUUACCCCAAUUAAAAAAAUCUGUUACAUUGUAGAAGGUUUGCAGAUCUGAAUUUAAAGAAGGCGUAAAGGCCUCUCUAAUGGAGAUAUGUGCUGGUCUGGAUGAUUCAGCAUUAUGGCUGGUAUUAAGUUUCACAAUGUAGUGAACUAUGACCUCAUUUUAUUUUCUUUUCUUAUAAUUUAUUUCAGUUUUACGUUGUUAGCAUACUUUUGUUUAAUAGGUAUAUGUUUGCACUCCUAAUUUUUAUGAGAGGUUUUUUUAUACUGCUUUAGGGUCCUUUAAAUGUGGGCUCCUGAGGCCCAUUUAAUGCUGUGAAUUACUGUUUGUCAGUUGUUGGGGGUUUUGAUUUAUUUUUAAUGUCUUCUCUUUUUUUUUUAUUAUCUCCAGUAAUGCUGUUUUAUUUAUUGCUAUACCUUUUAAGUUGUUAAGAAUAACUCAGAAUGACUAUGGCACAAAAGGCAGGUGGAAAUGUAUUGUGAAAACAAGCAUGUUUGCUGGGCUCAUAAUCAUUCACUUAAAAUUGCUUUUGUAAUGCAUAUUCUACAAAGUUAUAAGCAAAAAGUUUGGCAGAAUAGUUGUACUAUUUCUACAAUUCUUUCUGCUUUGUCUACUUUCUUAUAUAGGUCAGAUUUCAGAUUUUUUUAGUGGGUGGGAACAGAUUUUCUGAUUUUUUGACAGUAUCUGAAACAGUUUGUAUCUCUGCUUUGGUAGAAAAUCUGUUUUAAGUACAGCAGUGGUUCUGAGACUAAUCUCCCUUAGGCCAUUUACUCCUGUGAAUCAGCAGCAAUUUCACUACAAACAGGGAAGUUACAGUUAUGUGGUCCUACUGUAAAUGAAAUUGGAAUCAAGCCUUAAGUCUCCCCAAGCAAGUUUGUGAUGGCUCAAGCAUUUGUUUUUCUUUUAAAAUAAUAACAAUAAUAAUAAUAAGACAGUCACAGCUGGUCUCAAAACGUACAUUUGCUUUUUUUGCUGCUACAAGAAUACUAAAACCCUGGUCUGGCUAUUCUGAACUAUUGUAAUGCCUGUUUCAUCCAUUCCUUCUCAAAUGGCAACAGCACCUGGGUCCAACACAGCGAUGAACUCCUCCAUUAGCUCCUCUUGCCCUUAAUGUCUUUCCUGCCUGUGGAACUAAUCUAACUGUGCUUGUCCUAGAACUACACAAUUAGUUUAGUGUAACAGUCAUCAAAAUGUACCAUGUACAUUCACAAUGGGUGCUGUUGAUCAGCAUAGAUUUCUAGGAGCAUGGUUUGUUAUUGAUUAAUUAUAAAGAUUCAAUAUCUGCGUGUAAAAGACACUCCAUUUAAAUGAUGGUAUUACCCGUAACAGCAUCCCCAGUCAUGAUCUUUAUGCUGUUACUGUACUGCUUCAUGUAAUUCAAAGAAGAAUUAACUUUAGAGAUCCCACCCCACUCCUGAAAUUGGACAGGGCCUCUCUUGCAUGCCUUUUCAAAGUCCUGUGGUGGGCCUAACUUUAUUGACCUCUAUUUUCACCCCAUCUUUCAUAGAAAUCACUUUUGAAUUUUUUUUUUUACUUACUUCACAUACUGUGGUGAAUGGACAUAACUGUGUAUAUGAAUGUGUGGGGUUUUUUAAAAAUUAUCUACGAUAGCCUACACAUUUUAGGAGAGUUCUGGUACUCAUUUACUAAGAUUUAAUCAAUUUGUUAAUUGAAUUUUCAAUCCCUCCCACCACAAGCAAGUCAGCUCCAAAGAGCAUUUACUGUGCAUUUGGGACAUUUCUGUCAUACGCUUCUCUUUGUUCAACUGUUGCCAGAGGUUCUUGCUCAGUAAUGUUUUGAGAGAAAUAGUAAUUUUGUUGGUCUGGAUUUAUUAGAAAAAGAAUAAUGUUUACACUUGGAAGAAACUGUAAGCUUUCAUCUUUUCACUUAAUAAUUGAAAAAAAACCACUAAAAGCAACUAGGGGUAAGCAUUUCUUAGAAUGCAAUUAUAUUAUUCACCUGGUUUGAAAAUGUUUGCUAUUUAAAAUAAAAAAAAAAAGAAAAAAGUCUGUUUGUUGUGAAUUUACAAAAAAAUCUAAAAAAAUUAAGUAACUAAAUAAAACAAUGGCAUAAAAAUAUAGAAAGAAAAAACAAGAAGAAUUAAAAAAGCAGCUUCUCUGCACUAGACUAGCUAGGAGCUCCAGAUGGCAGGAGCUACCUCUUCAAGACUGGGCUGUAAUCACAACAGUAAAAGAGAAAAUCUGAAAUAUGCUUUCACACAUUUGCAUGCAGCCAUUACCUUCCAAACUAUGGAAAGAAACAGUCUUGUUGUUGGCUGAGAAGCACCUCACACACCUCCUCUCUCUUGUUCUGAAUGGUGUUUGUGUCAGUCUGCAGCUGUGUAUGGUAUUAUGUCUUAUAAUCUUGCAUCACUUCUAUUCUAUCCAGUCAUAUCUAAUGUAGAAAAUUAGUUUCCAGUGAAAGUAAUAUGUAGUGCUUUUAUGAUAUUUGUGUGCAAUAUCCCCUCGUCCAUUGAGGAUAUUUGAUGUAAAAGAAACAAAUUCAGUUCCACAAUAAAAUACAAAAGUGGUAAA
Phalacrocorax carbo (great cormorant) is the source of this 11958-nucleotide messenger RNA. The record is from RefSeq and is a predicted model, not a curated record. Lineage: Eukaryota; Metazoa; Chordata; Aves; Suliformes; Phalacrocoracidae.